CCACAAACCCCUCUGCGUACUAUGACACGGCAGAAACGGAUGUUGGUCAGAGAUCUCCAUUUUAAAGUUAGCGUCGUGUUUAUGUUCAUGAUAACUUCAUAAUGAAUCCCCUGACCAAGGUGAAGCUGAUCAACGAGCUGAAUGAGAGAGAGGCCUCAUUGGGGGUGAAGGAAAAUGUGUCAUGGCACUCUGAGUAUAAAGACAGCGCCUGGAUCUUCAUCGGUGGGUUUCCAUAUGAGCUGACGGAAGGUGACAUCGUCUGUGUCUUCUCUCAGUAUGGAGAGAUAGCCAACAUCAACCUAGUGCGUGACAAGAAGACGGGUAAAUCCAAAGGCUUCUGCUUCAUCUGCUAUGAGGACCAGAGAAGCACCAUCCUGGCUGUGGAUAACUUAAAUGGGAUCAAGAUAAAGGGGCGGACCAUCCGAGUGGACCACGUGCUGAACUACCGCCCUCCCAAAGACAAUGAGGACAUGGACGAUAUCACCAAGCGCCUGAGGGAGGAGGGCUGUGCCCCCAAACUACCCGACCUUUCAUCCUCCGAGUCCGAAGAAGAGGAGCAGUAUGCCGUACCCGUAAAGAAGCCCAAGAAAGACAAGAAAGAGAAGAAGAAAAAGAAGAAGAAGGCUCUGAAGGAGGAUAGGCAGCAGAGGGAGAGGCUAGCCCAGACUCCCCCUGGGUCUCCCCCUGGGCCUGCCCUGGCAGUGAGGGUGAAGCAGGAGGAGGAGGACCUGGGCUAUGACUACAGCCAGCGAGGGGCGCCAGAGGAGUGGCUGGGGCCCAGGGGAGAGAGAUCAGGGCCUGGGGCAGAGGCACGGAACCAACGAGACACCCACAGGCAGGUGGACAGAGGGUUCCGAAAUCGCCAUGGGGAGAGAGAAGGAGAGAGGGAGAGGCCCAGGGAGGAUGAGAAGAGGAGAGAUGGAGGACUGCAGUUGGAGAGCAAGAGGACAGGCAGGGAGGAGAGAGAGAACCAAGACUGGGAUAGAGAGAGAGACAGAACUAGGGAGGGAGAAAGAGAGAGGGACAAUGAGAGGAACAGAGUGAGAGAGAGGGACUGGGACAGUGAUAGGAACAGAGACCGGGAGAGCGAGAAGAACAGAGACCGGGAGAGAGAGAGGUCAAGUAAGCACAAAGAACACAGUCGGGAGAGAGACCAAAGGAGAAAGUAACAGACAGAAGUGCCUUGAUUGUAGUCAAGACAACUGGAAUGAGUGAAAUCUUAGUCUUUCCUUCACUGUAGAAAAUCAGCAAGGAACUGGGACCAUGGACAUGGAACUAACAUUAUUGGUUGUUUUAUUUUGUUAGUCUUUGUCAUAAGCCACAUCAAGCCUGUUGAUUCCAUAUUCGCUGUUAUGGAAAGACUGAUGUGGAGACUGAGCUGUACAGUGGAUGAUGACUUGAGUCAUGAGAAGAUGGCCUCUGUUUCCAUGACAACAGCUUAGCGUCAUCAGCAGCAGAGUUAAAUCGGAACUGGAUUUCAAAUGAAUUGUCACCCUCAAACCGCUUUACAGUGCUUAAUCUGACAAUGAUUUAAUGUUGUAAAUAAAAUGACAUUUGUGUUUGUAAAAAAAGAAAGAAAGAAAAAAAACACUUGAUUUGCUUUCCCACAAGUCUUUGACAGAUGCCUUAUAAAUAACAUUUUAUUUUUAAAUUGGAUUUCAAGUGAUACAGAGACACAUAGUAAUAUGGGUAACGCAAGAUAGGAGCUUCCUCUUGGCUCCAAAAAUAAAGAGGUCAUUUUGGGUGAAAAUAAAGAAAUACCCUGCAAAGAAAUAAUUGACUGUCCAAAACAUUACACAAUUUGUAAUUCAGUGAAGAACCAACAAAGACAAGAUAUUUCAGAAAAGGAAUAAUUAAUUCAGACCAAACAAAAAUAGUAUUUACAUGAUCACUAGCUCAUACCUGCUCAACAGGAUUUUAACUGCAAUUCAUCUAGUUAAUAAUCUAAGACAGAAAGCAUAGCUACAGAAAUACUGUAUAUACCAUGAAUAAAUUAACAUUGUGUCAAAACAUAAAAAGGAAGAAAAAAAGAGGUAAAGCACAUUCUGCCAUUAAGGAAAUGUUUUAAUUCCACCAAGAGGUUUUAAGUGUGUGAAGGAGCAUGUCGAUCAUUGGCAUUUGAAACACCGUAAAUGUAAUCAAUUCUAUUGUCAUCACACCGGGGCUCCAAUGAAAAUACCCAACUGGGGUAUAGAGAUAUUAGAGGACGAGCCACCAUUUUGUCCUUAGUAGAUAGAUAGGAAUUAAUCUCCCAUUCCCUAGGGUUAACCGUUCCUUAUCCUCUUUUAGCUCUCCCAGUGGGGGGCCAGGCAGCAGACAGGCCACACUCAAUCACUGGGAUUUUGGUCGCCUCCGUUGUUGUCUGGCUGCAUGGAUAGAUCGUCAACGCUAUGCUAUCUGUUAGUUACUUAGGUGACCGUUUUUUUUAUGACUUCUGGGUCUGAGCUUCACUGGUCAGAGGUCA
Molecule: messenger RNA, 2464 nt
Organism: Coregonus clupeaformis (lake whitefish)
Lineage: Eukaryota; Metazoa; Chordata; Actinopteri; Salmoniformes; Salmonidae
Product: RNA-binding motif protein, X-linked 2
Exons: 6
Coding region: 102-1169 (355 amino acids)
Biological process (GO): mRNA splicing, via spliceosome
Cellular component (GO): U2 snRNP; precatalytic spliceosome; catalytic step 2 spliceosome
Molecular function (GO): RNA binding
Source: RefSeq, a predicted model, not a curated record